Molecule: messenger RNA, 2618 nt
Organism: Ipomoea nil (Japanese morning glory)
Lineage: Eukaryota; Viridiplantae; Streptophyta; Magnoliopsida; Solanales; Convolvulaceae
Product: transcription factor ABORTED MICROSPORES
Exons: 9
Coding region: 772-2487 (571 amino acids)
Biological process (GO): regulation of DNA-templated transcription
Cellular component (GO): nucleus
Molecular function (GO): protein dimerization activity; DNA-binding transcription factor activity; sequence-specific DNA binding
Source: RefSeq, a predicted model, not a curated record
AAAGAUCCUCCCAUGCGCAAUCUCGAUUUGUAUUCUGUAGCCUUUUGCUCCUAAGAAAUUCCAUUUUGGUGUUCUUAUGUUGCAAACAAUCUUACUCGUGUACACGUGAUUAUAUAUGUUACAAGCGAUUUAAGAAGGGGAAUUCAAAACGAUUGGAACUUGUAAGGAUUAGUUACAGCUAUUUCGUUCAUGCGAUAUGCCCCUUCCUUCAUUAGAUAAAACACAAAACUAGUAUUGGCUGUAACUAAUAAUUAAACAAUUUUGUUUGCAAAAGAAACGACUGGAAAACCGGCUCAUCCAACAAACCAAAAAUGUCUCUCUUUUCUCAUGCAUCAGGUGCCGCUCACCUACCAGAAUUUGGGUAAUAUGAGGAGCCAUAUUAUUCUUGCUACACUAUAUAAUACCAAACUUAUCAGAUAAUUAAAGGUACAUCUUUUGGUAAAUUAAAGAUAAUUGAGAGGGGGCAGAUGUAUGGAAUGAUGGGGGUAGAAGGGCAGGAUAAAGUAUCAUCAGUUAAACAUCACUAUCUGCUGAAGUUCAUGUGUACUUAGGUUGUUUGUGUUCUUUUACUUUUGUUUACCCAAUUUUGCUCUAUCAAAUCAGGUAUCCUUUUGGAUAAAAGCUACUAUCUUUUUGGUCAGACAGUCUGCAAAGAUUAGCUGUUUCCCGUUCCCUGAGGAUAUUCUUGUCCAAAAUACGCGUGAAGCUAGAGGAGCAAAAUAAGGUUUUUUCUCGAGGCUUCGAGUUAUUUGAACUGUGGCAGGGGGAAACAUGAUCCUAGUGCAAAGUAUUGUGGAGAGGCUGAGGCCCAUUGUGGGGUCGAAGAACUGGGAUUAUUGCGUGUUUUGGAAGAUGAGUGAAGACCAAAGGUUUCUUGAGUGGUUGUGUUGCUGUUGUGCUGGAGCUGAUGGUGUCCAUAAUUGUGAACAAGAGCUUCUUUUCCCUGUUUCUUCGUCAUCGUCUUCUUCUUCUUCAUCUUGCCUGCCUUGCAGAGAUGUCUUGUUUCAGCAUCCCAGAACUAAAUCCUGUGAUUUGCUCGCACAAUUGCCUGCUUCCAUCCUGCUUGAUUCCGGAAUGUAUGCACAGGCCUUUCUAUCAAGCCAAGCAAAAUGGUUGAAUUUCUCACAGCUCUCUGAAUCAAAUGUUUCUGAUGAAAUAAUCGGAACCCGAGUUUUGAUUCCACAACCACUUGGACUAAUUGAGCUGUUUGCUGCAAAACUGGUACCUGAAGAUCAACAAGUCAUAGACUUUGUUUCAAGCCAGUGCAGCAUUUACUUGGAGCAGCAAGCCAUGAUGCUUAAUUCGGGCAGCUCGAGUGGGAUUCCAGCAGACAAUGGAGACGAUCAAAUGGAUCCUCGCAAUCUUUUCCAGCCGGUGAUCUCACCAUCCCCGUCUGCACAUCCAAUCCAUCUAACUAGCUUGCCAAUGAGCUUUCUCCCACAGCUGAGCUACACUGCAGACAUUGGCAGCUGUAAGAGUGGCACUAGCAUGCUAAUGCAGAACACGAGCGAAUUGAGUGCUUUCAGGUCUCAGAUGGAGAACGGGUUAGAUGAGAUCGAUGUGGUGCAGAAGCAGCUGAUGGAGCGGUUGGAGAACAAAGACGAGCAAGGAGGAAACGACGAUGACUCGUACAGACAAGAGAAUGGUCGAUCACACUCGAUAUCAGACAGCGAUCAAAACGAAGACGAGGAUGAUGCCAAGUACAGAAGGAGAACUGGGAAGGGCCCCCAAUCCAAGAACCUGGUUGCAGAGAGGAAGAGAAGGAAGAAACUGAAUGAAAGGCUGUAUGCUCUUCGAGCCUUGGUCCCUAAAAUUUCCAAGCUGGAUAGAGCUUCAAUCCUGGGAGAUGCCAUUGAAUAUGUGAUGGAGCUGCAGAAGCAAGCCAAAGAUCUCCAGAAUGAGCUAGAAGUGAACUCGGACGAUGAGGGAACAGGCAGGAGGAAUCGCAACAAUCUCCGGGCAGAAGACAGGAAUGGGAUUAAUCCCUGUGUCCCAAAACCUGAACCUGAAAAACAUUCAAAUCUUGAAUCAGAAAAAACAGAUGACAAGGUCCAGCAGAUGGAGCCUCAAGUGGAAGUUGCACAGCUAGAUGGGAGUGAGUUUCUUGUGAAGGUGUUCUGUGAACACAAGUAUGGUGGAUUUGUGAGGUUGAUGGAGGCUCUCAAUUCUCUAGGCUUGGAAGUAACAAAUGUGAAUACCACAAGACACACCUGUCUCGUCUCAAACAUAUUCAAAGUAGAGAAAAGGGAUAGUGAAAUGGUGCAAGCAGAUCAUGUUCGGGAGUCGCUGCUGGAGCUAACGCGGAACCCUGGCGGCAGAGGGUGGGCGGAGAUGGGUGGAAAAGAAGCAAAUGCAUCCAUAUCAGAGAGUAGUGAUCACAACGGGAUGGGAAUGGGAAUGGGAAUGGAGCAUCACCACCAGCAGCACCGCCUCCACCACCAUCUUCAACAGAUCAAUUCCCACCGCCUCCACCACCUGCAUAACUAACACUUCCAUCUCCACACGCAAAUCUUUUGUCUCCUGCUUUACUUUCCAAAUAUUGCAUAUACCUCUUUCUAUAAUAAGACAGACAAAUUUCAGACUGCUCAGAUUAUUAAUAGUAAUUAUGUUAAAUGAAU